Molecule: messenger RNA, 1182 nt
Organism: Cyprinus carpio (common carp)
Lineage: Eukaryota; Metazoa; Chordata; Actinopteri; Cypriniformes; Cyprinidae
Product: cytochrome c oxidase assembly factor 8
Biological process (GO): intrinsic apoptotic signaling pathway
Cellular component (GO): mitochondrion
Source: RefSeq, a predicted model, not a curated record
AGUGAAACUUCUCGCCAUAUUAUACAUUCUCUGAUUGUACUGAAGUUUCAUGCUGUCACUGAGGCCAGGGGAAAUUUCCGCUUAUUAAUUCUGAUCAAGGUCAAUGACUUAUCGACGAUGAAUGUAAAAACAGGUAGUACUUUAAUAUUUAGGUCUCUGCGUCCGUGUCUGUCAUUAAGGAGUUCCUGUCGAGGUCAUCAACAAAGCGCAAGCCAAGCUCCAAAACAUCCUGCCAAGCGAGCAGAGAGGACUGAAUUCCGUCCAGCAGCAACAUCAAAAUAUGACUGGAUCGGUCCUCCAGACAGACUGUCAAACCUGAGGCCCAUCAUAUAUCACAUCCCAGAGCAUGAGACCCCACAGGAAAGGAAGUUGAGGCAUCUGAGACAGGAGACUGAGGACUGGAACCACGAGUUCUGGGCCAACCAGAACUUCACAUUUAGCAAGGAAAAGGAAGAAUAUGUGAGAUCACAGCUGUCAGCGAAAGGGUUGUCAGAGAGAGAUGAUGAUGGAAGGAAAAGGACUCUAAGCAUUGAGGAAAUGGCAGUAUUUUACAAACACUUUUUAGACAAAAACAUUGCAAGACAUGCCAAUUAUAACAGGGAAUGGUAUCGACGGAACUUCACCAUUACACUUCUGAUGGCGAGAGUAGCUCUAGACAACACAUGGAGGACCCUGACUGGACAGACGAGGGGAACCGCACGAGGGAAAGGGAAAACUACAUGAAAUGCAAAUAAAGACACUGCUGAUUUGGUAUCGUCUCAAUGUGGAAGUGAAAGCACUUUAGUUUAGAGCAAAGAUUGCAGCAAAAUCUGUAACUGUUGUGAAAUACUGAAGAUGCUUGUGUGCCUGUGUUUGUAAAUGUGCGAGUGUAAUGCAGCUCAGCAGCACAGAUUUUACAUUCUCAAUAUUCGACAGGGAGAAGCUGUCAGUUUUUAUGAUCUGUCUGAUAACCCUUCAAAACCUGAUAGUUACUGCAGCUACACGUGGAGCGGAAAUAUGCGCGGUUCUGUAGAAGCCUUUAGAAAGCUACAAGCACGUCUUAAAGCGAUAGAUCACCCAAAACUGAACAUUUUAUUAACAUUUACUCACCCUAAAAAACUGCCUUUUUUGCAUGACUUUCUUCUGUGGAACAUGUUUUGAGAAAUAAAUAUUUGCAAUGACGUGAGGGGGAUUUAAUUAUGA